AUGGAAAAUUCUCGCAACAACACCGAUGAUGUAGCAGCCGAUACACGGGCUGCUCUGGGCGGCAACGGCGGAGCACGAUACGUGCCACCGCAUUUGCGCCGCUCUAAAACACAGCAACAAUCGCAGAACCACAGCGAGGCAUCGCCACGCUUCCCCGAUCCCAUGUCACCACGUAUGGACAGCAACAGUGGUACCAGCAGCUACAGCAGAGCAGCUGCCCUCUCCGAUGACACUACACGACGUGUCCCUCAGGCAUUCCGUGGCCGAUCCACCGCUGUUAGACGAACUCUGCACGAUGAGCAACAGUGGGGUACGCAGCACCAAGGUGGAUUCCACCGCCAGGAUGUCCCGGAAGCUGUGCCUGAAACUCUGCACGAUGAGCAGCAAUGGGGUACGCAGCACCAAGGUGGAUUCCACCGCCAGGAUGUCCCGGAAGCUGUGCCUGAAAAUUCACGAUGGGCUGCACUUCGCGAUCCGAUUCCUGAGCGGCAGCAAAAAUGGACGGAGCAGACACCGCGCGAUGAACGACUCGAGUCCGAGUUGUUUGCUGGCAUGAACUCGGGAAUUAAUUUCGACAAGUAUGAAGAGAUUCCAGUUGAAGCAACAGGGCAAGAUUGCCCUCCACCGAUUGCACUGUUUGCGGAUCUGAAGCUCCAUCCAUGGAUUGAGGAGAAUAUUCGCCUGUCUGGCUAUGGUCGUCCAACGCCUGUGCAGAAGUAUUCGAUUCCAACGCUCAUGAACAAUCGAGAUUUGAUGUCGUGUGCACAGACUGGUUCCGGCAAAACGGCUGCUUUUCUGGUACCACUCAUCAAUAACGUCUUGCAAGCAGGCCCUGAAGCUCUUUUCAAGGUAUAUAAUGCACCAAAAAGGCCUUUACUUAUGGUUGUUACUUUUGCCGAUGUGCUACCAUCGCAGUACUCUCAAAUGCCUCGUAUCCUAGAACAAUCAACAACACAGCAGAACGGUCGCCGUCGCCAGUAUCCGGCAGCACUGAUUUUAUCGCCAACUCGUGAACUCUCGUUGCAAAUUUACAAUGAAUCGCGUAAAUUUGCCUAUCGCACACCAAUAACGUCUGCUUUGCUGUAUGGCGGCCGAGAAAAUUACCGUGAGCAAAUCAACAAAUUACGCUUGGGUGUGCAUAUACUGAUUGCGACGCCAGGCCGUCUGAUCGAUGUUAUGGAGCAAGGACUCAUUGGACUCGAUGGAUGUCGUUUUCUGGUACUGGACGAGGCGGACCGAAUGCUUGAUAUGGGCUUCGAGCCACAGAUCCGACAGAUUGUUGACUUAUCGCAAAUGCCUCCGAAGGGCAGUCGCGUUACGGCCAUGUUUUCGGCGACAUUUCCGAAGGAAAUUCAAGUGCUCGCCCAGGAUUUCUUGAUGCCGAACUAUGUGUUUCUGGCUGUGGGCCGAGUUGGAUCGACUUCUGAAAAUAUCAUGCAAAAAAUUGUUUGGGUUGAAGACCACGAAAAGAAAAGCUUCCUAAUGGAUUUGCUUGAUGCUGGAGGUAUUUUCCUAAAUCAAGAAUAUGAUUGA
Molecule: messenger RNA, 1533 nt
Organism: Gongylonema pulchrum
Lineage: Eukaryota; Metazoa; Nematoda; Chromadorea; Rhabditida; Gongylonematidae
Source: the annotation of a GenBank genome assembly